Molecule: messenger RNA, 3426 nt
Organism: Pestalotiopsis fici W106-1
Lineage: Eukaryota; Fungi; Ascomycota; Sordariomycetes; Amphisphaeriales; Sporocadaceae
Exons: 5
Coding region: 1-3426 (1141 amino acids)
Molecular function (GO): protein binding
Source: RefSeq, a predicted model, not a curated record
AUGGUCAUGUCCGUCCCGGCUGUGGGACUCUCUGUCCUCAACGGCCCCGAAGAUGCCGUGAUUGACAUUGUCUUUGUUCAUGGUCUACAAGGGCACCCUCAAAACACUUGGACAUGGAAGCCAAAGGACACCUCUAAUAAACCUGAGUCGAGUCGUCGUCAUCCAAAAGUAGACAAGAAAGGUCGUCGCAGCAUCUUGCGGUCCGUGUUCUCGCGGAGCGGUCGCGCAUCUUCAUCGCGCCCAAACAGUCCCUCGACUGACGGAGAUACCGACGAGCAUGGCCCUGACGAAGAUCCGGCCGUGUACUGGCCUAGGGACUUGCUUGCAGCGGAUUUUCCAACUGCCAGGGUCAUGACCUUUGGCUACAAUACCAUUGUGACAGAGGGUUACAGAGCUGCCAACCAAGCCAGCCUUUUUGCCCAUGCUCGGGACCUGCUCUACGCGCUAGAGGCCAAACGGCGGUCUGCUCCAGAUCGUCCAUUGGUAUUCAUUGCACAUUCGCUCGGUGGUAUUCUCACCAAGGAAGUACUGAGGCGUUCUGAGGUCGACCUGGAUAUAAAGAUAAAAAGGGUUUUCGAAUCUACUAUCGGCGUCUUCUUCAUGGGAACUCCCCACCGUGGAAGUCAAGAAUGGGCCUCUUUCGGUGAAGGCAUGGCCAAACUACUGAGCUUUCUGGGUGGCGUCGAUGUAAACUUGCAGAUUGUACAUUCGCUGCUCCCCACUGGUCCAGAAUUGGAUUUGUGUCGGGAAUCCUUCGCGGCACAAUGGGCGAAACGCGGCGACUCACUCACUGUGAGAACAUUCCAAGAGUCAAAGGGCUUGACAGGUGUGACUUGGGGUGGAAUGAACAAGCUCAUAGUACCCCCAGACUCGUCAUCCCUGGAUCAUCCGAGUCAGCGAUCACGCACAAUCAAUGCCGAUCACAGAAUGAUGUGUAGAUUUUGUGGUCCUGAUGAUCCCGGAUACACGAUGGUCAAGGAGGAUAUCGCCGAAUUAGUGCAGCAGGCAGAGAAGCGUACUUCAAAAUUGAUCGUACCCAUCAACCAUGUUGGUUGGUCGUCACCCAGCCUGACGGCCAUUCAAUCUGAUAUCGGGCAGCCAGUCUCGGAUUCGUACGAUGAAGAAAUUUUCAAGAAAUGCCUGGAUUCAUUGUGGUUCACUGAAAUGGAAUAUCGAAGGAGCCAAAUCGACAGCCCUCAUCCCGAGACCAGCAAGUGGCUCUUUGCUGAAGAAAAAUAUAUGACCUGGUUUGAGCACUUGAAAUGCGAAGAGCAUCAAGGCCUGCUGUGGAUCAAAGGAAAACCCGGAGCUGGUAAGUCAACAUUGAUGAAGAAAGCAUUCAACGAUGCGAGCGCGCAGGAACCCCUGACCGGGGGCAUUUAUGCCAGCUUCUUCUUCCACAGCCGUGGCAACGUCGAGCUUCAGAAAACAUCACUUGGUUUAUUCCGAUCGCUCUGGCAUCAGCUGCUCAGAAGUGACGAAGUGUUUCGAUCCAAAUUUAUGGCGAGGUUUCUCGCGAAACCCACCCCACCAGACAAUCAGGCACAAAGCAUUUGGACCUUGGAAGAACUGAAGGAUCUCUUUCGCGAAGCUCUCACUAAACAUGUCCGACCUGUAAUGCUGUUCAUAGAUGGCCUCGAUGAGUGUGUGGAAACCGAAAUUCGGGAUCUGGUCAAUUUCUUCCGAAAAUUAACGACAACGGCCACCUCGAACGGUGCAAGACUAAGCGUCUGUUUAUCGAGUCGUCAUUACCCUCACAUUACAGUGAGCAACUGUCCUGAGAUUACUGUGGAGGACGAAAAUCAGGAUGAUAUCAGUCUCUACGUGCACGCACAAUUAUUCCCAGAGGAACAAAAAGGAAUGUACGCUGAGAUUCGGGAACAGAUAGUACGGAGGGCCGGAGGUAUCUUCCUCUGGACUGUACUCGUUGUACGAAUCUUGCUCGAGGAUUUUGAUUCCGGGAUGGGUGCCAACCCUGCAUCUCUGCAAGAGAGGCUGGACACAGUGCCGAGCCGAUUGGAGGAACUUUUUCUCGACUUGUUCAAGCAUACGAAAGGAAAUGACUUGAAAACAACCGUUUUCCUGAUCCAGGUCGUCUUGUUUGCCUCUAGUCCACUUAAAGAUGGAGAAAUGGCCCAAUGCCUUUCAUUUGGCUUGAACACAUACCAUUCACUUCAAGAAUGGAAGUCGUCGUCUACUUAUAUAGCGGACUGGAAGGCUUUUGAGAAACGAGUUAGAUUCCUUUCCCGGGGAUUGGUCGAGAUCACCUCAGAUCACACAGUCCAGUUCAUUCAUCAAUCGGUACGCGACUUCUUUCUAGGCCAGAGAGGAAUCAAGCUUCUCGAUAAGGACCUUGAGGCUGAUCCGGCCGGGAAAUCUCAUUUGGCUAUCAUUAUGUCUUUCCUGAACUUGAUGCGUACCAAAGAAUUGUCGUGUCUUGAUUCCAUCACCGAUGCACAACUCUGGUACAUGAGAGGGUUUACUAUGAAUUGGUUCAUAACUACGGACAAAGGCCGAGCAGACAGUGAGCAUAUAGGAGAUCUUUUCCCACAUCAAAUUCUCUUCCUCUGGAACGAUUUUGAUGGCUGCCGGCUUGCCUGGUAUGUCGGUCGUAAUAUUAUGAAGCAGCUUACCGCAGCGGAUAAGGUUGAGGCUCCCCUGAAGCCCGCCUUGGAUCUGCUUCUUCAUUCAAAAGACGCCAUCUGGUCGAGAGUGAAAACUGCUAUUAGCAUUACAGCUGCUGAAAAAGGAAAACUUCCGAAUCCACCGCGUAUCAGCCCUGUAUUAGAUGCAUUUGUGGACGCCAACAUGGUCAAAUUUGUGAAAGUAUUACUUUCGCUUGGAGCAGAGGUUAACGAACAAAAUACCGACACCAAGCCGCUGUUGAUUACGGCAGCCAAGCGAUGGGAACCCGAGGACCUUGAAGUUCUGCUUGCCAACGGCGCCAAGUCCGAUGUCCGAGAUUCUUCAGGAAGGACGAUCCUUCAUGUCUUUGCCGAGAGAGACCACGAGGACGGUGUGCUCAAGGCGCUAUCUCUAGGCAUUGAUAUCAAUGCUCUGAAUCGAAUGAGACGGACGGCUCUGCACUCCACCGUAUUAAAUGGUUUCACCAGGCUCUCGGAGAUUCUACUUGAUAGGAAAGCGAAUAUAGAUGCCAAGGAUGGCGACAUGAGAACUCCAUUAUGUUUGGCCGUGAUGAGAGACGAUGCACAGCAUGUGGCUCUUCUGAUCAAGCACGGCGCAGACCUAGGUGCCAGGGAUUUGAAUGGGGAAACCGUGUGGGAUGCCGCAAAGAGUCGACCUCGGAGCUUGAUCACAGUUGAAAGAUUGGAGGAAUUGAGUGGGAAACCGGCGGAGUUCACAAGAUCCCACGACGACGUUGAUACGGAACCUAUGAGUAACAUCAGAGAUUCAUUGGAGUUCUAG